Messenger RNA from Volvox carteri f. nagariensis, 1744 nucleotides. RefSeq lists its product as uncharacterized. The coding region runs from base 1 to 1215 and encodes 404 amino acids. The transcript is spliced from 7 exons. Lineage: Eukaryota; Viridiplantae; Chlorophyta; Chlorophyceae; Chlamydomonadales; Volvocaceae. The record is from RefSeq and is a predicted model, not a curated record.
AUGUUAGGGAUGUACGUUUCCCUGCUGCUGCUGCUGCUGUGCUUCCUGCUCCUGCUCGUCCUCAGCAGAGCUGGUUCCACUCUGUUGCUCCUUGCAAGCACCUUGCUUGAUGUGGUGUGCGUUGCAACGCGGGUUGAGAAGCUCUGCGACGCGGGCGGUCUAUGUGGGGAGGACUUCACCGAUCCAAGGCGGCAGGCUGCCACGGCGUUCACAGAUCAACUUGUGACCGUCCUGAAGGAGGGGCCCAAGCCGCUCAAGCUCCGCCGGCCUGGCAGCUAUGUGUGGGGGUGGACCAGCACCACCCUUACAGACCGCAUUCUUGACGACUUCCGGGACGACUUCCUUGCUACGAGCAUCUUCGAAAACAUCGAGAACUUGAAGCCGCGCCUGGCAAAGAUCGUUGCGGACUUUGGGGGGUUUGACAAAGUUGCUUCCCUGGUGGGCAUGAAGAGGCACGAAAAGGUCACGGAGGACCUCGUCUUUGAUAAGCUGCGCGGCGCCACUAAGACCAAGUGGAGGAACACACGGCACCUAAAGAAAGGAGGCCACGCAUCUGAGGAGGAGGAAGAGGAGGAGGAGGAGGAGAACACCAAGGCCAACGAGAAGGAGGUCAAGGCCAAAGCUGUCGAAGAUGAUGAUGAGGGCAGCCCACCCAUUGAAAACAUCCAGCCGGAGGCGGCCCCCGACAAUGGCACAGAGCCUGGACCCAGCGGGGACAACAGGGACGCUGGGGCUGGGGCUGCUCUGCCAGCUGUUCACCAGGGCAUGUGGCAGGCCCUGCUGGACGACAAUGACAAAGAGCUGCAACGCUACACAGCUGCUGACGGGCACCUUGUGUACCUGCAAGAAUGUGACCUCGUGGGGAAGACCAAGGGCUGCUUCCUUGUUGGAGCAUGUAAGAAGGAGGACAUCAAGCCCGAGGCUUUGGGGGCUGGAUUACUAUUGGGCGACCUGGAUGACAAGACCGCUGACGGCUGCACUGAUCUCCUGGUGAUUGGCCGCGCCAUGGCAGUCAUCAAGGACCUUGGCACUGUGCACAUUCCCCCGACUGGCCAGUCCUUUGCACUAAACGACCGGCCACUCCGCCUCUUCCAGAAGGUGCGAUGGCCCAUUGUGGGAUUGCUCGCAGUCAAGGGCAAGAUGACCGCAGUCCAGUGGGCCAUGAGGACCACUGGGCUGAGCAAGAAGCAGUUGGAUGCGGUGGACUUGGAGUGAUACACGCCCUGUUAGGAACCACCUUAGGUGUGGGAAGUGUAGGCGGUGUGUGGGGCUGUACUUGGCUAUUGGGCUGUCCUGUCCAUGCGCCUUGUUGCGAGCCCCUCAGCAUAGGCCUUGUGAUCGCGUUCAGGGAUCCAUCAUAACACUCAUUCAUUUGGUAUGCUGCAGUACCAUAUGCAGUUCCAGCAUGGAUCGAGCGUGUGAUUGUAUAUAUGUUGUAGGUAUAAGUGCUGGCAUGGUGGACCUGGACCUCAUAUGUGUGUCUGCCCGAAUGGGAAGGCGGUCUGCUGUGAGAAUCGGGCUCUAGCGAGAUGGUGGCCCUAGGUUUUUGUUGGGCAUACCUCUGUUUGAAGGCGCCCUUAAUAACGGUUUAAGAAUGCUGGGGGACGGAAUGCUUGAGAACACUGUAACAAUGCUGUGAGAAUGCUGCAAGAAUACUUGAGAAUGCUGUGAGAACGCUUGAGAAUGUUGUAAGAACGCUUGAGAAUGCUGUGAGAACGCUAUAAGAACGCUGUAAGAACGCUUG